Symbiodinium natans is the source of this 1917-nucleotide messenger RNA. The record is from the annotation of a GenBank genome assembly. NCBI's taxonomy places the organism in Eukaryota, Dinophyceae, Suessiales, Symbiodiniaceae.
AUGGAGGCUCCCAUAGAGCUCAAGUACCGAGUGGAGGAUCGUCCCGAAGAUGCUGAAGCGAGCAAGCGCGACACCAGGGACAAGAUCAAGGUCCGACGCCAAACCAGUGAUUCCAUAGAUGAGCAUGAUGAGCAACCGUCACUUGAGAAGGACUUGUCAAAGGAGCUUGAAAAUGCUGCGGCACCCGAUCCCUUGAUCAUGGCGUAUCUUCAGAGUAUGAUGACAGCUGCUCUUGCGGCGCCGAUGUACAACGCAUAUGCAGCUGCAGGUGCAGGCUUUACCACGGUGAUGCUGCGGAACAUUCCGAACCGCUACACUCGUGAUAUGCUCGUUGCUCGUCUCGACAAGGGUUACAAGAACCUGUACGACUUCGUCUACCUACCAAUUGACUUCAGCAGCAAGUGCAACGUGGGAUAUGCCUUCAUCAACUUCAGAACGCCAAGUGCCGCUCACAGGUUCCACAACGAGUUCCACAUGACAAAGACAAAGCAAUGUUUGCCGGGCUUCAGCAGUUCGAAAGUGGCUGAGGUCUCCUUUGCAAGGGUACAGGGACGAGACCAGAAUAUGGAAAAUCUCCGUGAUGAGAAGUUUAUGGAGAAGCUCCACGACAGGACAGAUUGGCAGCCACUGUUUCUGGACGAACAUGGGAAGGAGAUUCCAUUUUCAAAAGCAUUUGGAGGCGACAAGAAGAGGAGCAAAAAGCCGGUGAUGCCGGCAGCGGCUCCUACCUUCAUUCCUCCUACAACUCCAACAGGCUACAUGCGGCCUCCGCCGUCUUUCCCCAGUGUGAACAUGUUCCCACCAUCUUUUGCGGUGCCGCCAGCUCCAGCCACAACGCUGGCUUCCAUAUUGCCAAGUGCCUCUGCUGAAACCCUGCUCAUGCUCAAGGGCGUGCCGGCAACGUACGCUCGAGACCAGCUCGUGGAAAAACUGAAGAGCAAAUAUGGAGCUGCUUUCGACUUCCUGUUCCUGCCCAACGAUACAAAGAGUGAAGGCAACCGUGGCCAUGCCUUUAUCAAUUUCAGCAAGAGUGACACCGCAAAGACGUUCCAAGAGGACUUCGCCGGAAAGCCAAUGAAAGAUGUCUUCGAUGGAACAGAAGAUGACAAGGUCUGCGAGGUUGUCGCUGCUCGCAUGGAGAGCUUGGAGAAGACCAUCCAACGUUGUCAGUCGCGAAAGGAGGCGGAAGCCGAAUCACCUUGGCUUCCGCUGCUCUUUGGAGAUGACGGUGAGGCAAAGCCAUGUCCGUCUCUUUCAGCCCCACAUGCCGGCGCAAAGGAAGAAGCCGAACCAAAGGCAAAGGCAAAGCAGAAAGAUCGCAGACAGGGAAGCAAAGACUCUACUCCAACCGCAGCACCGCGAGGAUAUCCAUACCCUGGCUACUACGGAUAUGGAGGCUAUCCGCCGUAUCCAGGUUACAAUCCCGCAGUCUAUGCCUACGCCCAGCUCGCCGCCGCACAGAAUGCCCAGGCCAUCCAGGUUGCCCAGCUGCAAGCACAAGCAUCAGCACGAGCACACGCAGGCAAAGGGGGCACUAAAUCUGGUAUCGUUCCAAGCAUUUUGGACCCCUUGGCCGCGGCAGUCAACCACAAGGAGGAUGAGGAGCUCACGGAGGACCACAAAGCGCAGCUCAGGCACCAGGUGGAGUACUACUUUUCGACUGACAACCUUUGCAAGGAUCUGUUUCUGCGGGAGCACAUGGAGCGUGAUGGCUGGGUUUCUUUGAACUUGAUCCGUACUUUUCCUCGGGUUUCCAAAUUCAGCGUGUCAAGCAAGAAGCUCAUGGAGGCGUGCUCUGGGUCACAAAAGCUGGAGAUUGAUGACAGCGCCGAGAAGAUCAGGCUUGCAAAUGCAGACGAGAGGAGCAAGUGGGCCAACACGCCAGUUCCGCCUGACUACAAGAAGCGUUCAGCAUAA